Messenger RNA from Gracilinanus agilis (Agile Gracile Mouse Opossum), 414 nucleotides. RefSeq names its product protein GVQW3-like. NCBI's taxonomy places the organism in Eukaryota, Metazoa, Chordata, Mammalia, Didelphimorphia, Didelphidae. The transcript has a single exon. Bases 1 to 414 code for a protein of 137 amino acids. The record is from RefSeq and is a predicted model, not a curated record.
AUGAGUGACCGAUACUUAGAACAAAGAAUUCAUAUCAAACUUUGUGUAAAGUUAAACAAAUCUGCCAGUGAGACACUCGAAAUGUUAAAAGAAGUUUAUGGAGAUGAAGUAAUGUCGAGAGCAAGAGUUUUUGAUUGGCACAAAAGGUUUAAGGAAGGUAGGGAUGAUGUCCAUGAUGAUGCCCGGAGUGGGCGCCCCAUCACUCAUAGGACCAGUGAAAAUGUUGAAAAGGUCAGAGAUUUGGUUCGUUCAAAUAGUCGAUUAACUGUAAGAAUGAUGGCUGAAAAGUUGUCUUUAGAUAAAGAAACAGUUAGACUUAUUUUGAAAGAGAAUUUGAAUAUGAGGAAAGUUUCUGGGAAAAUUGUGCCUAGAACAGUUUCAGUAGAUGAUGCUGGUGAGGUAGAGCUAAAAUAG